Molecule: messenger RNA, 2565 nt
Organism: Prunus mume (Japanese apricot)
Lineage: Eukaryota; Viridiplantae; Streptophyta; Magnoliopsida; Rosales; Rosaceae
Product: U-box domain-containing protein 13
Biological process (GO): protein ubiquitination; cell surface receptor signaling pathway
Molecular function (GO): protein binding; ubiquitin-protein transferase activity
Source: RefSeq, a predicted model, not a curated record
CUCUAUCUCUCUCUCUCUCUCUCUCUCUCUAAAGCUCUCUCUCUCACUACGAGAGACGACCCAAGACCCUGCUCUCAUUUUGCAGUCCCCUCGCUCUGCCUUAAGCCCAGACUUUGCAGAACCAAAAACCUUCCGAAACGCCGCGUUUCAGCUGAGAUCGGCGAAGACGAGCUAUGGAGAAAGACAAAGUCGCUCUGGUGCAGAGCCUGAUCGACCUAGUCAACGAAAUAGCUUCGAUCUCCGACUACAGGUGCACGGUCAAGAAGCAGUACUGUAAUUUGGCGAGGAGGUUGAAGCUGCUGACGCCAAUGUUCGAGGAGAUUAGGGAUAGCAAGGAGGCGGUUCCUGGGGAGACUGUGAAGGCCUUGCUUUCCUUCAUGGAGGCUCUGGAAUCGGCUAAGGACUUGCUCAGAAUCGGAAGCGAAAGCAGCAAGAUUUACCUGGUCCUGGAAAGGGAGCAAAUUAUGAAGAAGUUCCAUGAGGUGACAUCUCAGUUGGAACAAGCUUUAAGUGGAAUUGCCUAUGAAAAUCUUGACAUAUCAGAUGAAGUUAAGGAACAGGUUGAACUAGUUCUUGCUCAGUUCAGAAGAGCAAAUGGAAGGUUUGAUUCACCAGAUGUUGAGCUCUAUGAGGAUCUCUUAUCCCUUUACAGUAGAAAUGAUGCAACAACAGAUCCAGCUGUCCUAAAAAGAUUGGUUGAAAAGUUAGAAUUGACAGGGAUAGCUGAACUUACACAAGAGUCACUAGCCUUGCAUGAGAUGGUUACUUCCAGUGGUGGGGAUCCUGGAGAGAGCAUCGAGAAGAUGUCAAUGCUACUGAAAAAAAUUAAGGAUUUUGUACAAACAGAAAACCCCAACUUGGAAGCUCCUCCUGCAACAGAAAAGAAUAUAUUAGCAAGUUGCAGUGGACAAGCAUCUACUGACAAAAAUCACAAGGUUCCCCCAGUUAUUCCAGAUGAUUUUCGCUGUCCAAUAUCAUUGGAGUUAAUGAAGGACCCCGUCAUUGUUUCAACCGGGCAGACCUAUGAACGUUCCUGUAUUGAAAAGUGGCUUGAAGCAGGGCAUGGGACAUGUCCGAAAACGCAACAGAACCUCUCUAAUACCACCCUCACACCGAACUAUGCUUUACGUAGCCUCAUAGCCCAGUGGUGUGAGGCAAAUGGCAUUGAACCACCAAAAAGACCCAAUGCUCGACUUAAUAAAACUGCAUCUGCCUGCUCGCCUGCAGAACGUACGAAGAUCGAAAUUCUCCUCCGCAAGCUGAUGUCAGCAAACCCCGAAGACCAAAGGUCUGCUGCGGGUGAAAUCCGGCUUCUUGCCAAGCGUAAUGCUGAUAAUCGUGUGGCUAUUGCGGAAGCUGGUGCAAUCCCCCUGCUUGUUGGCCUUCUUUCAACCCCCGACUCCCGCACCCAGGAGCAUGCUGUGACAGCACUUCUCAACCUUUCCAUAUGCGAGGAUAACAAAGGAAGCAUCAUAUCCUGUGGAGCAGUUCCUGGUAUUGUUCAUGUUCUCAAGAAUGGAGGCAUGGAAGCUCGGGAAAAUGCGGCUGCUACACUUUUCAGCCUUUCUGUUGUUGAUGAAAAUAAAGUUAGAAUUGGUGCUUCGGGAGCCAUUCCACCACUUGUAACAUUGCUAAGUGAAGGUACUCAAAGAGGGAAGAAAGAUGCCGCUACAGCACUUUUUAACUUGUGCAUUUAUCAAGGGAACAAGGGGAAGGCGGUAAGGGCUGGUGUUGUUUCGACACUAAUGCAGCUACUGACAGAGCCUGGAGGUGGAAUGGUGGAUGAGGCACUAGCCAUUCUAGCAAUACUGGCCAGUCAUCCUGAAGGGAAAUCAGCCAUUGGAGCUGCCGAGGCAGUGCCAGUUUUGGUUGAAGUUAUUGGUACUGGAUCUCCCCGAAACAGAGAAAAUGCAGCUGCAGUUUUGGUGCAUCUUUGUUCCGGAGACCAACAACAUAUAGUAGAGGCUCAGGAACUUGGGGUGAUGGGUUCAUUAAUGGAGUUGGCACAAAAUGGCACAGAUAGAGGCAAGAGAAAGGCUGCCCAGUUGCUUGAGCGAAUAAAUCGGUUUGUUGAGCAGCAGACACAGCAGGCUCAGGCACAAGCCGAGGCUCAAUCUGAGACCGAGACCCAGCAGUCACAGCCACCCUCCACAACAAAUGCUGUUGACAGCUGAUAGUUUAUUUUUAUUUUUAUUUAUUCUCUUUUUAUUUGCUUGGUCUCUUUUGUUCUUUUCAAGUCAAAAGAAGCGGCUUUGCUUUGGCAGGGGGAGGUGGAAGAUCACCUUUCAAGUCUGUAAGUUAUUCAUUUUAUUUGUGUGGGAUGAGACUAUACUUUCAGGGGUUCUUUAUAAAGAGCAUCAAUGGGUAGGGGGGUUAAAAAGAAAAAACAAAAGGAAAGAAGGGCUGAGAUAUAUAUCUGACAUUUAUGUGAAAAUUGUACCAUUGUAACAUUUACGACUGUAAUCAUCCUCAGUUUUUAGUGAAGAGAUGUUGCCUGUAUUGAAUCCAAAACAUUUUGGUCUGAGAGAUCAAAGUUACAUAUAUUGAAAUUCAAAGCUUCAAACA